UCUCUCCAGAACAUAGAUUACGUCAGCAAUUGGUGGAAGGAACAGAGUACCCGUUUCGCCACACAGCAGACCUGCGCAAGAUAAAACCUCCACUCAGCACAUAACACUCCCUUUGCUUCCGUGUGCGACUGGGACCAGCGCCCUCUCCAACUCUCCCACAUCCGCAAGAAGACGUACAUAACACACAGAGGACAGGAUGAGGGAAAUCGUUCACCUUCAAGCCGGCCAGUGUGGCAACCAGAUCGGAGCCAAGUUCUGGGAGGUGAUCAGUGAUGAACAUGGCAUCAGCCCUACAGGGAACUAUGAGGGCGACUCCCCACUGCAGCUGGAGAGGAUCAGUGUCUACUACAAUGAGGCCUCAUCCUCUAAGUACGUCCCCAGGGCCAUCCUAGUAGACCUGGAGCCAGGAACUAUGGACAGUGUUCGCUCUGGGACCUACGGACAACUCUUCAGACCAGACAAUUUCAUCUUCGGUCAGAGUGGCGCUGGUAACAACUGGGCCAAGGGCCACUACACAGAGGGAGCAGAGCUGGUGGACUCAGUACUGGACGUAGUCAGGAAGGAAUGUGAGAACUGUGACUGUCUCCAGGGCUUCCAGCUCACCCACUCCCUCGGAGGGGGCACAGGCUCUGGCAUGGGGACCCUGCUCAUCAGCAAGAUCCGGGAAGAGUACCCUGACCGCAUCAUGAACACCUUCAGCGUGGUGCCUUCCCCUAAAGUAUCAGACACAGUGGUGGAGCCCUACAAUGCCACCCUGUCCAUCCAUCAGCUGCUGGAGAACACAGACGAAACCUACUGCAUUGACAACGAGGCGCUUUAUGACAUCUGCUUCCGCACGCUCAAGCUCCCCACGCCCACCUACGGAGACCUCAACCACCUGGUGUCGGCCACUAUGAGCGGUGUUACUACCUCCUUCCGCUUCCCCGGCCAGCUCAAUGCUGACCUCCGCAAACUGGCUGUCAACAUGGUGCCCUUCCCCCGUCUGCACUUCUUCAUGCCUGGCUUCGCCCCCCUCACGGCGCGUGGCAGUGCGUGCUACAAUGCACUGUCUGUGCCUGAGCUCACCCAGCAGUUGUUUGACGCCAAGAACAUGAUGGCCGCUUGCGACCCGCGUCACGGACGCUACCUGACCGUGGCCAUGGUGUUCCGUGGUCAGAUGUCCAUGAAGGAGGUGGACGAACAGAUGUUGGCCAUCCAGAGUAAGAACAGCAGCUACUUCGUCGAAUGGAUCCCCAACAACGUCAAAGUGGCCGUCUGUAACAUCCCGCCCCGCGGUCUCAAGAUGUCCGCCACCUUCAUCGGGAACAACACGGCCAUCCAAGAGCUGUUCAAGCGCAUCUCCGAGCAGUUCACCGCCAUGUUUCGCCGCAAGGCGUUCCUGCACUGGUACACCGGAGAGGGCAUGGACGAGAUGGAGUUCACCGAGGCAGAGAGCAACAUGAACGACCUGGUGUCAGAGUACCAGCAGUACCAGGACGCCACCACUGAGGAGGAGGGAGAGAUGUAUGAAGACGACGAGGAAGAGUCAGAGAGCCAGGCCCGGUGAACACCUUGGAAGAAGAGCCACGCUUGUGUAAACCCAGCCGACAGCGCUUUGUCGGUGUGUAGCAGGGUUAUCUGCCUCAUGUACACUAUACUGUAUAACCCUCCCUCCCUAUACCCCCCCCCCCUGCUCUCACUGUGUCUUUGCUAACUGUUAGCCCCACUUCCCUUAGCCCUCUGACCAACUCAUGGCCUCCUGUUGAUUUAUCCUGUUGAUAAAAACCUCCCAGACAGACCACUAAGUUGAAUGGGUGAAAUAAAGUGUGUGAAAUGGAUGACGAAUAGCCCUUACUUUCUUAUAAUAAACAUGUUCAAGCCUA
Oncorhynchus mykiss (rainbow trout) is the source of this 1862-nucleotide messenger RNA. Its product is annotated as tubulin beta-3 chain. The record is from RefSeq and is a predicted model, not a curated record. Gene Ontology annotation, molecular function: GTP binding; GTPase activity; structural constituent of cytoskeleton. Gene Ontology annotation, cellular component: microtubule. NCBI's taxonomy places the organism in Eukaryota, Metazoa, Chordata, Actinopteri, Salmoniformes, Salmonidae. Gene Ontology annotation, biological process: microtubule-based process.